CUUACAGUGAACCGGGUGCAAGCAAUAAUAUCCCGCAUUUCAAAAGCAAUUUCUCACAUGCGAGAGAUAAUACUGUUGCGGAGGACCGUUCAUGUCCGAGUAGCGCGCGGGAAACAUUAUUAUUAUUAUUAUUAUUAUUAUUAUUGUUGUUGUUGUUAAUGUUGAUGAUAAUUAUUUCAUUUCGCUCGUUCGUUCUCCUCCUCGGAAACCCUAAUUCUUUAUUCGGACGAUUCCUCUCCUCAAAAUUCUCCUCGGAUCUGAUCCCGUGGAGUGGGGUUCGGAUCCAAAAAUCUCUCCUUUAUUCCCCUGCCCAGUUCCAACCAAAUCGAUCUUAUUAAGAAGAAGCCAACGUAGUAAUCCCCUCUCCCCUUCUCUUCUCUACGUCCGCCAUUUUGAAUCCACUCCGAGCUCCGACCACAACGAUGGCAUCGUAGGUAUCCAAAGAUCCCUAAUUCCCUCGCCCCGGAUAGCUACGGAUUGUCUCCUCGCUCAUGUUCUAUUAGAUCCGGGGUUUAUUCUUAUCCCCAUUAUUCUAAUGGCGGAUUUACCGAGCAUGGUAACUGGGAAUAACGGGGGGAAUAUCUCAAGCGCUCCGGUUACUCGCCGAGUGUCGGGCACCGCUUUGUCGUUUCUCGGUUGGAACAAGAUGGCAUCUUUAGGGUUUAAAUGCGGGGGUGAGAUCAGCGGGGUGGGCCGUGGAGGAACAGGCGAUACGUCACCUGGCCCGCUCGGAUCCCACCAUUUGGCGCCAAGCCCAGUUCAACAAGACCGGUUAUUUUACCGGAGACCUCACUUGGAGGACCAUGGAUCCAAGGAAAUCAAUAGAUGAUCAGUUCUUAAAGUUACAUCCCGGCUUUCCGGUGGAAACUAGAAUAGCCAUUGUCGGAGCAGGCCCGAGUGGUCUAUCAACUGCCUAUGCACUGGCUAAGUUAGGCUAUUGUAAUGUAACUGUGUUUGAGAAAUGCCGUACGGUCGCUGGCAUGUGCGAGUCCGUCGAUAUUGAAGGAAAAGUUUACGAUUUGGGUGGUCAAGUAAUUGCCGCAAACAGUGCCCCUGUCAUAACUCACCUAGCAAAGGAAGUAGGGGCAGAAUUCGAAGAGAUGGAUUCUCACAAGCUUGCUCUUAUUGAUAGCCACACCGGAAAUUAUAGAGACAUGGAGGUUGCUGAUGACUAUGUAUCUAUGAUCUCGCUCACUUUAAAACUACAGGAUGAGGCAAAUAAGUCUGGCCAAAUAGGGAUUCGUGCACUGAGCGAUGUUGCAUCUGAUUUAACACUCGACUUUCUGAAGCAACACGGCAUCAACUCUGUGCCUAAAUCGGUGUCCUAUGGUUAUACUGCUUCUGGGUAUGGGUUUGUUCAGGACAUGCCAUAUGCUUACAUUCAAGAAUUUACUAGAACUUCUAUGGCUGGGAAAAUCCGACGUUUCAAGGGCGGAUACACAAGCAUGUGGGAAAAACUUGGCCGAUCUUUACCGUUUGAAGUCCUUUGCAAUACAGAGGUAUUAAAGGUCAAGCGUGAUAACUUUGGUGCUUGUUUAGUUGUCAAGAAUGCCGAUGGUGAAGAGAAAGUUUUGGAAUUCGAUAAAAUUAUUUUGUCUGGUGCUAUUGCUUUCAGGAACGGAAACACCUAUAGAUCUUCAACAUUAACCGCUGAGAAUGGUGCAGUGGUGGAGUUAAAUGAACUGGAAAAGGAGCUAUUCAGUAAGGUGCGGACUAUAGACUACUACACGACUGUUGCUACGAUCAAAGGAUUAGAGCAUAUGCCUAUGGGCUUUUAUUACUUUGGGGAGUUCAUGGAAGAUCCUUCCACAAUUGGGUAUCCUGUGGCAAUGCAGAAGUUUUUCGCUGACACAGACAUUUUUCUGUUUUGGUCUUAUGGUAACUCGAAUGACAUUCGGGGUCCAGCUGUGACACAACGGGUGAUCAAUGUUGUUAAGUCUAUGGGAGGCACGGUUGAUAAAGUGCUUUUGCAGCGAAGAUUUAAGUACUUUCCACAUGUCAGCGAUGAAGAUAUGAAAAAUGGGUUUUAUGAAAGGCUGGAGAGUGAACUUCAAGGCUUUCAGAAUACAUAUUACGUUGGAGGGUUAAUGGCAUUUGAGCUUACGGAGCGAAAUUCAUCAUAUGCCAUGGCUAUGGUCUGUAAACACUUUGGCAAUGAUAAUGAGGUGCCGGUGUUUCCUUAUGCUAAGAGACUGUUUCCUCUUUCUUCCAAUCUCAAGCCUUGUUCUCCCAGAGACCUGGAUGAACUCCCAGGAAUGGAAUUCCCUGAUUUACCCUCCCUAGAAAGUUACUUAAAGUUCUGGGGAACUCAUAAAAUCACUGAAAACAAAACCAUCUACACUUGGAUUAAUGAAGAAGGGCAGGUGAUGAACCAGAGGACCUAUGCUGAGCUUCAUAGCAAUGCAUCUCACAUUGCCCACAACUUAUUGACGGGUUCCAAACCUAUUUUCAAACCAGGCGAUCGAGCUCUUCUUGUCUACCUCCCCGGCUUGGAGUUCGUCGAUGCAUUCUUCGGGUGCAUCCGGGCUAACAUCAUUCCUGUUCCUGUUUUGCCCCCUGAUCCGCUGCAGAGGGGUGGACAAGCUCUCCUCAAGAUCGAGAACAUCUCCAAGGCAUGUGAAGCUGUAGCAAUUCUAUCCACCUCUUCAUACCAUGCAGCUGUUCGCGCCGGCUUCGUCAAGAAUAUUGUUUCCUUAGCAAAGAGCAAUCAGAAAUCUUCGGGUCGUUGGCCUGACCUUCCUUGGAUACACACGGAUUCAUGGAUAAAGAGCUACAAAACUAGUAAGAAUUCUUUAGAGAAUGCAGCUUCAGUUAUUGAACCCCAACCGAAUGACCUGUGCUUUCUUCAGUUCACAUCGGGUUCCACAGGAGACGCGAAGGGCGUGAUGAUUACUCAUGGUGGGCUCGCUCACAAUGUGAAGAUGAUGCGAAAGAGAUACAAGAGUAGCUCGAGGACUAUUCUUGUUAGUUGGCUUCCUCAGUAUCAUGAUAUGGGUUUGAUAGGAGGCCUUUUUACUGCCCUGGUCAGCGGAGGAACAGCCGUUCUCUUCUCCCCCAUGACAUUUAUAAGAAAUCCACUCCUAUGGCUUGAAACAAUGAGCAAGUAUGGUGCAACUCAUAGUGCAGGCCCUAACUUUGCAUUCGAGCUAGUAAUUCGAAGGCUUGAAAAUGAAAAAGGCAUGGCACGAGCCUACGACCUGUCCUCUAUGGUCUUUCUCAUGGUUGCCGCUGAACCGGUGAGGCAGAAAACGCUGAAAAGAUUCAUCGAGAUCUGUCAACCUUUCGGGCUUUCUCAAGAAGUUAUGGCUCCUGGAUAUGGUCUGGCUGAGAACUGUGUAUUUGUUAGCUGUGCUUUUGGAGAAGCCAAACCAGUUUUUGUAGAUUGGCAAGGUAGAGUGUGCUGUGGCUACGUCGAUUCAAAUUCUUUGGAUGUGGAUAUUAGAAUCAUUGACCCAGAGACCCUUAACGAGCAUAAAGAGUGUGGGAAAGAGGGGGAGAUAUGGAUCAGCAGUCCUAGUGCCGGAAUUGGGUACUGGGGGAAUCAAGAACAGAGCCAGAAAACAUUUUACAAUGAGCUUGAGUCCCAUCCUGGCAAGAAAUUCACAAGAACAGGAGAUCUCGGAAGGAUUAUUGAUGGGAAACUUUUUAUUACAGGGAGAAUAAAAGAUCUAAUUAUUGUUGCUGGGAGAAAUAUCUACCCUGCUGAUGUGGAAAAGACCGUAGAAAGUUCAUCAGAGUUUCUACGCCCUGGCGGCUGCGCAGUGAUUGGUGUUGCAGAAGAAGUUCUGAUCUCGAAGGGGAUUUCACUUCCAGAAGCUUCCGAUCAGGUCGGAGUUGUUGUGAUUGCAGAAAUUAAAGAAGGCAAACCAGAUAAUGAGGAGAUUGUUGACCAAAUCAAAACACGGGUUGCAGAGGAACACGGUCUCUCCGUUGCUUCUGUGAAGCUUAUUAAGCCAAGAACCAUGUGCAAGACUACUUCAGGGAAAAUACGAAGAUUUGAGUGCCUUAAACAAUUUACUGAUAAUAGUUUGAGCCUUGCAGAUUCUGGUAAAAGGUCUCUCUUUCGGUCGCUCACUACAGGAACUGCAACGGAGAGAAAGAAAGCAUCUUUGCAGAAAAGUACUAAUCUGUCUCCUUGUCCUCAACCACAUAAUGCCGGAAAAAGCAUGAAGGAAAUUACUGAAUUUCUAAGAGGGUUAGUGUCAGAGCAAACAGGGAUUCCUAUCGAAAAAAUUUCUCCUACUGAAAGCCUGGUUUCUUAUGGAAUUGAUUCAAUCGGGGUGGUAAGAGCAGCUCAGAAGCUGUCAGAUUAUCUUGGCAUUCCAGUUGGAGCUGUGGACAUUUUCACGGCAACUUGUAUAUCAGAUUUAGCAAGCUUUUCAGAGAAUCUGCUUAUGAAGUCUCAAUCACCCUCCUCUGGAUCCCAAUCUUACCAAUUGGAGGUCGGGAACGAAUUUCUUCAAGCAGAGUUCAACACCCCACGAAUUCAAAAAUUGGGUAUUGGGUUCCUCCAAGUUCUCUCUCUUAUCUAUAUUUCUUUCAUCCUUAUUCUCCCUGCUUGCCUCUCGAUUUCUACGUUUCAGAGUUUUCUCUCUCUUGCUCCCAUCAAGGAAACAUCUGUGCUGUUUUACCUUGUUUCUAUGGUUCUAUCGCCUCUUGUUUGGAUCUUGUAUAUCUUCCUAACCUGCCUUUCCAUUUCUUUUUUCGGAAACUCGUUCCUUCAGCCAAAUUAUGUUCUCAUGCCUGAGAUUUCCAUCUGGUCUAUUGACUUUGUGAAGUGGUGGGCGCUAAACAAAGCUCAAGAGUUGGCUGGAAAAGUUCUUGCCGUUCACCUAAGAGGGACAGUGUAUCUGAAUUUCUGGUUUGAGAUGCUUGGAGCACGAAUCGGGCCAUCUGUUUUGAUCGACACUGUCGAUAUCACUGAUCCAUCCUUGGUGUCUGUUGGAGGAGGAUCUGUGAUUGGAGAGGGCGUGUUGAUCCAAAGUCAUGAAGUUAGAAAUCAAGUUGUGAGCUUUCAACCAGUUAAAAUAGGCUGCAAUUCCUCUGUUGGUCCUUACGCAGUAAUGCAGAAAGGAAGUGCAGUUGGAGAUGGCGCUGAGGUCCCACCACUGCAAAAAACCGAGGCAGGGAAGCCUAUAUACAGAUCUGAGAGGGCUGCUAAUAUUCAAAAGGAAGGAACGACAAGUGAAUCCGAAGAGAAAUUGCCCGAAAUGUUAACUUUAAUAUAUCACUUCAUGGGCAUCUAUGCAGUCGGUUAUCUCAGCUCUCUUUCUGCUGCUGUUCUCUAUCUAUUCUACAUACACUUCUCUGGAGCUUCUCCUUCACUUCACCACUUUUCCUUUGUAUGUGUUGCCGGUGCUUUCCAUUGGUUACCUGCCAUCAUCACCACAUAUGCCGUCCUUAUUAAUGAGAUACCAUGUAGUCCAAUACUUACUGCUCUUUUCGUCGCCAUGGCCUAUCUUUCUCAUGGCAUCAUCCUCAGCCUUUUUACUAGCAGUGCAAACCUUCUCCUUGCUCCAAAAAAGGGGAGUGACCAAACCCACAUGACAGCAUGGCUUCUUCGUCAGAUAAAUGUUUCUUGUCACCUCAGAUUUGCAAAGCUCCUCUCUGGAACGGAAGCCUUUUGCAUGUAUCUCCGACUUCUUGGGUCGAAGGUUGGCCGCCAUUGCUCCAUUAGGGCUAUCAGUCCGGUCACCAAUCCGAAACUGAUCUCUAUUGGCGAUGGAGUUCAUCUAGGUGAUUUCAGCCAUAUUGUUACUGGGUUCUAUUCAUCAAAGGGGUUCAUUAGUUCUCCAAUAGAGGUGCAAAAGAACUGUGUAGUUGGAAGUGAGAGCUUGAUUCUACCAAGUUCCGUUCUGCAAAAUGAUGUUAUUCUUGGAGCUCUUUCAAUUGCACCUGUGAACUCUCUUCUCCAAAGGGGUGGCAUCUACAUGGGUUCUCAUACCCCAACAAUGGUUAAGAAUACAUUACAUGCUUCAGAUGAUAGAAUUGAAGAGAUGGACCCAUUAUACAAGAAAAUCCUCGGGAAUCUUGCGGGUAAUCUUGCCAUCACAACCAUGAAAGUUAACUCAAGGUAUUUCCACAGGAUCGGCGUAAGCGGGUGGGGUACCUUAAAGCUGUACAGAGAUAUUCCUGGAUUACCCAAACACAAGGUAUUUGAUUGUGGCAGGUCUUUUCCAGUGGUUAUCCGGCAUAGCAACAGCCUGAGCGCCGAUGAUGAUGCAAGACUCGAUGCACGGGGUGCCGCCCUUCGCAUAUUAUCAGAAGAAGGCGAGAAAGAACCUCUCCUCGAUCUAACCUUGAAGACGGGUGAAGCAUUCUAUGCACGAACAAUUUCCGAUUUUGCCACCUGGUUGGUGUGUGGCCUUCCUGCCAGAGAGCAGCAUGUGAAGCGGGCACCCCACAUUCGCGAUGCUGUGUGGGGCUCUCUAAGGGACACAAAUUCAUAUACCGAGCUCCAUUACUAUUCAAACUUUUGUCGAUUGCUAAGAUUUGAAGAUGGGCAGGAGAUGUAUGUGAAAUUCAAACUUCGCCCACUUGACCCCAAGAUCAGCGAAGAUUCAGGUCGAGUUGUGCCCAAGGGGAUCCUCCCUCCAGAAACCGGCGCGAUACCGCGAGAAGAGGAUGACUGUCGCCCUUUGCUCUUUCUUGCAGAUGAUUUCCGCAAACGGGUAGAUUCAUCUGAGGGUGUCCAUUAUGUUCUACAACUCCAACUCAGGGCAGUUCCGUUAGAUGAGGCUGACAGAGAGGUUGCUCUCGACUGCACUAGACCGUGGGAUGUGACAGAAUUCCCCUACAUGGACAUUGGAGAGAUCACCAUCGAGCAAAAUCUUUCACCAGAGGAGUCGGAGAUGCUGGAGUUCAACCCGUUCCUACGUUGCAAAGAGGUGGACGUCAUUAGGGCGACAUCAAGCUCGCAGAGCGCAUCGAUCGAUCACGGCCGCUCAUUGGUCUACGAGAUAUGCCAGCGCAUAAGGAAUGCCGAACCUCUCCCACUAGCAUGGAGGAGCUUCCUAGAACAAUCCGAUGCUAAGAUUGACCUCUCCGGCUGCCCAAUGGCCACGCCAACAUCGACAAACGAAGUAGGUGAUGAUAAAGUGACGCUAGCGAGAACUUGGUACCAAACCCUUUGGGCUAGUUUCUUCCAGCCUUUGCUCCAGACCUUUCUACCGCACUUUGCCCUUGGUCUAGUGAUCUUCGCGCCGCUUCAUGGGAUUUUCGUCAUGAGAGCCGCAACAAACAUAGCAUGGCAUUGGCUUCUGCCUCUCUUUUGGGUCUCAUCGGGAAUUCUGGCUUCAUUUAUCUGUGUUAUGGCUAAGUGGGUUCUUGUGGGGAGCAAGAGAGAAGGCGAGACAGUAUUAAUAUGGAGCUGGGGUGUGUUCAUGGACACUGUGUGGCAGGCUCUAAGGACUGUGGUUGGAGAUUAUUUCAUGGAGAUGACUUGUGGCUCUUUGCUGUUUACUGUGUGGAUGAGGCUGAUGGGAUCAAAUAUUGAAGUGGACCAAGGAGCUUACGUCGACAGCAUGGAGGCUUUGUUGAACCCUGAGAUGGUGGAGAUUGAGAGGGGCGGAGCUGUUGGGAGGGGAGCCGUCCUUUUCGGGCAUAUUUAUGAAGGGGAAGGGGGUAAUGUGAAAUUUGGCAAGAUCAGGAUUGGGGAAGGUGGGUUUGUUGGGAGUAAAGCCGUGGUCAUGCCCGGGGUGAGGGUGGAGUGCGGUGGCAGCCUCGGGGCGCUUUCCCUAGCCAUGAAAGAAGAGAUAGUGAGGUCUAGAUGAAUAGAAUUAUGAUUGUGAUAAUAGAUAUGUGGUCUUCUGCAGUAGCUAUUAUAUCCUCUCUCUCUCUCUCUCUCUCUCUCUCUAUAUAUAUAUAUAUAUAUAUACAUACACGAGUGAGGUUUGAUGUAAUUGCUCUUCCUUAGUAGUAUGUGCGCCAAGAGUAUGCUUGGCUCGGCUCCCCGAUUGGAGAUGUUUGAAGAAGCUCUUAGAACUUUUUCAUCUCAGUCCUUUCAGGGUUUUGCUGAAGCAGGGCGAAGAAGCUUCUACUUAAAAGCUCUUUUUUGGCUUGUUGAUACAUUUUACAGUCGAUAAAUGUCUCUCUACUGUUUACCAGAUUAAUAAUCAAGGUCUCUGUCCUUCUACUACUCUUGAAUGAAGAAACUAAUCAGUUUGGAAUUCA
This is a messenger RNA of Ananas comosus (pineapple), 8172 nucleotides long. RefSeq lists its product as uncharacterized. Gene Ontology annotation, biological process: response to oxidative stress; lipid biosynthetic process. The record is from RefSeq and is a predicted model, not a curated record. The transcript has 8 exons. Bases 804 to 7772 code for a protein of 2322 amino acids. Gene Ontology annotation, molecular function: catalase activity; heme binding; phosphopantetheine binding. Lineage: Eukaryota; Viridiplantae; Streptophyta; Magnoliopsida; Poales; Bromeliaceae.